CAAGAGCUCUCAAUGCCAUGUUUGCACGAUGGAGGAUUUCAGCUACAAAUAAUUGGAAUAUUAGUGGUGAAUUAUGUAGCGGUGUAGCCAUUGAUGAUACAGAAAUUAUAACCUUAAAUCCGGGCAUUAAAUGUGACUGCACCUACAACAAUCGGACUACUUGCCACAUUACUGCUCUGAGAGUUUAUGAAUUGGAUAUUACCGGUACAAUUCCAGACGAGCUCUGGAACUUGACCUAUAUGGAUGAUCUAAAUUUAGCCCGAAAUUAUUUAACCGGUCCAAUUCCUGCAUCAAUUGGCAUUCUCAAUCGCAUGCAGAGCUUUGGGGAAAAUGCAUUGUCAGGGGAGGUUCCAAGAGAACUUGGACUGUUGACUGACUUAAGAUCAUUGUGUGUCCCUUUAGUUCCAUUCAUCCACGUGAUCGAGUUGAAAUUUCUCAUU
Molecule: messenger RNA, 440 nt
Organism: Sesamum indicum (sesame)
Lineage: Eukaryota; Viridiplantae; Streptophyta; Magnoliopsida; Lamiales; Pedaliaceae
Source: RefSeq, a predicted model, not a curated record